AUGGAUCUUCAGUGCGUUCUUCUUUCACCAAGACUUCAGGCCAGCGCUCUUUAUUAUAAGACCAAGCUUGCAUGCCAUAAUUUCACACUCUAUGACUUAGCAACGAAAGAUGUUACUUGCUACUUUUGGCACGAAGGUGAGGGUGAUCUGACUGGAAAUUCGUUUGCUUCUUGUAUUGUCCACUUUAUUGAAGACAUGCUAGCUCAAUCUGAUAAAGAGAUUAAAACAGUUGUACUUUACAGCGAUGGUUGCACAUACCAGAACCGGAACACGGUGUUAGCAAACGCAUUGUCCAAAUUAGCAAAAGAAAGGGGUUUAACUAUCUUACAAAAAUAUUUGGAGAAAGGACAUACCCAAAUGGAGGUAGACAGCGUACACAGCACCAUUGAAAGCAAACUGAAGAGAAAGCCAAUUUAUGUGCCACAGAAUUACGUAGAUAUAAUCAAAUCUGUCCGUCCGUCUCAACCUUACCAUGUUCACUACGUCGAUCACACAUUUUUCAAGAACUUUUCGCACAUAAACUUGUAUUCAAGUAUCAGGCCAGGUACUAAAGUAGGUGAUCCUGUUGUGACUGACAUUCGUGUUUUGGAAUAUUCUCCCCAUUGUGGUAUUAGGUAUAAGCUGAUGUAUGAUCAGGAGUUUUGUGACUUUCCUAGAAAGGCCAAACUUAAUGAACAAGCUACACCUGAAAUGACAGUUGCACCACUUCACGCUACACAAUGUAAGGUGAAAGAAUCAAAGUACAAACACCUUCAAGAACUAAAAAAUGUGAUUCCACGGGAUUUUCAUCCGUUUUAUGACCUUUACAGUGCGACAAAAAUUAUCGAGCCCGGGCAGGAAUAUCGAGACACGUUCACAGUUGACACCAGUAUCCAUGGCGAUUUGUCUUUCACCGCUACGUACAAACGAACAAUUCCAAUCCUGAAAGUGACGUCACCAAGUCAAAAACAGUACAACGAACUUUCAUCGGCAACAGAAAUUAAUCACGAUCUCAUGAUGAUAAGAUUGAAAUUCCAACAUAAUGACGCGGAGGUAGGUAAAUGGAAGUUCAGCUUGAGGGGUAGACGAAGUCAGUCAACUGUCACCGUGGUGGUAUUUUCAAACUCUACGGCGAGGGACGGAAACGUACCUAUUACCUUGAAAGCUCGUUUGGUGCUGAAUAACAACUCUGUACCACCGAAAAUGGCGGCGUAUGCUGACGUCACAAAAGGGCAUCAUCCUGUCAUAGGAUUAAAUGUCAUCGCCACUGUUUACCGGCCAGGUGAUGAAGAUGGAGGACACACGCCACCGCACAAAAUGGCAUUGUUUGAUAGAGGGUCAGGCGCUGAUAUACUUAAAGACGAUGGAAUAUAUUCUCGCUAUUUCCCACACUUGACCGGACGUGGUCACUACCUGCUGACAGUGGACAUUUUAGAUAGUGACGGUUCCGUCGUCACUCAAUGGACAGACGGCACGUACGAAGAAGACAGAAUCAAUACAAACAACAUCAGUAGGUCAGCUCACGGCGGCUCAGUGUACCUACACACUAACCUUGCACAGGAUCCAACAUGGAAGACAUCUGCCUCUGACGGAGUUGACGUAUAUCCCCCGUCACGAAUAAUUGAUCUCCACGUUGUCCGGAAGUCAGACGUAAAUAUGACGGUGACGUUGUCGUGCACUGCACCAGGGGGUGACUUGGACCAUGGAAAAGCUGCUAAGUAUGAUAUCAGAUACGAACAAAGUGGUUUGGAUCUCUUGAAAUUGAAGGCUAAUGCACCAAGCGUCCCGGACGUUGCCAUUUUAACCGGAAAUACAACGAAUCCGCUGCCUGCUGGGAACACUGAAUAUUUUACCAUUAACGUCACCGACCUGUUUCUAACAAAAAAUAAAGGGUUUGCUUUUCUCAUUCGAGGUAUAGACGAGUUUGGAAACAAAGGCGAUUUCUCAAAUAUGGUUACUGUAGGGUUCAAUUCAUUACCGGAAACAAUUGAGGAUAGUCAUGUGACCAGUCCUUACACUGAGCUGGACAUGUCAGAAACUGCAUUGCACGAAGACGACUCUCCACAUUCUAAGGCUGUGCUCCAGCCCCUACUCUUCCUGAAUGCGGUCCUUUUGUCCUGCUUCAUUCUGAUUGGUGUAGGAUUUGUGUCGGUGUUUUAUCAACAUCGCUUCGUCAAACCGGAAGUUCUUCUCUCCUAG
This is a messenger RNA of Ylistrum balloti, 2178 nucleotides long. RefSeq names its product calcium-activated chloride channel regulator 4A-like. Lineage: Eukaryota; Metazoa; Mollusca; Bivalvia; Pectinida; Pectinidae. The transcript has 6 exons. The coding region runs from base 1 to 2178 and encodes 725 amino acids. The record is from RefSeq and is a predicted model, not a curated record.